UACCUCUUGCCGCCGCUCGAGGACGAGGACAACGGAAAGAAAUGUCUGGUUCUGGACCUGGAUGAAACUCUGGUCCACAGUUCCUUCAAGCCGGUGCCUCAAGCCGAUUUCAUUAUCCCCGUUGAGAUUGAUGAUCAAGUCCAUAAUGUUUACGUGCUAAAGCGACCUGGAGUCGAUGUGUUUUUGCAGCGGCUGGGCCCCCAGUUCGAGAUUGUUGUGUUCACAGCUAGUCUGGCAAAGUAUGCCGACCCUGUUCUAGACAAGCUCGACAAAUAUGGGGUUGUCGACCAUAGACUGUUCAGAGAGGCGUGCAUCCACCACAAGGGGAACUACGUCAAAGAUCUCGGCCAACUGGGACGCGACCUGAGAGACGUCAUCAUCCUCGACAACUCUCCGGCAUCCUACAUCUUCCAUCCCAGCAACGCCAUCCCAAUCACCAGCUGGUUCAGUGAUCCGAACGACACCGAACUCUUGGAUCUGAUACCGUUUUUGGAAGACCUCAAGCUCGUGGAUGAUGUCACAAAGAUCUUGGACAACUCCAAGAGUGAUUGA
This is a messenger RNA of Polychytrium aggregatum, 552 nucleotides long. Its product is annotated as HAD-like domain-containing protein. The transcript has 4 exons. The record is from RefSeq and is a predicted model, not a curated record. Gene Ontology annotation, molecular function: phosphoprotein phosphatase activity. Gene Ontology annotation, cellular component: plasma membrane. The annotation marks the transcript as partial. NCBI's taxonomy places the organism in Eukaryota, Fungi, Chytridiomycota, Chytridiomycetes, Polychytriales.